GCCACAAUUUGAGGGUAGGAGAGCCAGCCCAAACCCCCAACUUUAAACCCACGCCUACCCAACAACCCAGCCUUGUCUCUCCCUCUCUCUCUCUCUCUCUCUCUCUCAUGGAAAUAUCCCAUUGCUGGUUAUGAAGGUCCAGUAAUGGGGGAGCCGAAACGUAGCACCAGCGUUGCAACAUCAUCAGCGCCUCCUCCACCACCACUACCAAGCCAGCCAUUGUCCCUUGUCCAGCCUUCCAACAAGAAGAAACACAAACCUGUCAAAGUGUUUCGAGUUUUUCGAUCUGUUUUCCGAUCUUUUCCCAUCAUAACACCUGUUUGCAAGCUGCCAUCGCUCCCCGGUGGAGUUUUACCAGAUAUCAGCCGGAAUGCUUCGGCGAAUCGCAUAACUGGUACAUUGUUUGGAUACCGUAAAGGAAGGGUAAGCCUGUCCAUACAGGAAAACCCAAGGACCUUUCCCACGUUGGUGGUGGAGUUGGCCAUGCAAACAAACGUGUUACAAAAGGAAAUGAGUUUGGGGAUGGUAAGAAUAGCCCUGGAAUGUGAAAAGAGGGGGGAUAAAGACAAGACCAAGCUCUUAGAUGAGCAAUUAUGGACCAUGUUCUGUAAUGGGAAGAAGACGGGUUAUGGCGUCAAGAGAGAGGCCUCAGAAGAGGAUCUACAGAUCAUGGAGCUCCUCAAGGCCACCUCAAUGGGUGCAGGCGUCUUGCCUGGAAAAUCUGACUUGGAUGGACCGGAUAGCGAGUUGGCAUACAUGCGAGCCCAUUUUGAACGCGUCGUUGGCUCCAAGGACUCAGAGACCUUCUACAUGUGUAGCCCUGAUGGGAACAGUGGACCUGAAUUGAGCAUUUUCUUUGUUAGAGUAUGAUCUUUCAGGUAAUUUAUGAGGUGUAGUGUUUGUAGAUAUUUAUAAUAUUAGUGAGGAAAGAAGAAUAGGGAGAGGAAUAUUGUAGGGUUAUUAUCUUAGGACACCAAAUAAAGAAGAGCUACUAAUGCAUUCUUUUCCUUGUCAUAUGUGUACAUUUCAAUACAAUGCUCUCUUCCUUUCUUCUUAUUAUUCA
This is a messenger RNA of Camellia sinensis, 1063 nucleotides long. The record is from RefSeq and is a predicted model, not a curated record. NCBI's taxonomy places the organism in Eukaryota, Viridiplantae, Streptophyta, Magnoliopsida, Ericales, Theaceae.